CUCGCGGCAACGGAAUCUAUGGAAGGGGAAGGGUGCAGUGACCUUGCCGUGGAACCAACAUUGCACUAGACCCUGUCGGGACCUACUCGGUGGUCAAAAUCACGGAAAAUCCCAGACUCCUUCAGGUACAAAUUCUCAACUUGCCCUCGGCCGAGUGGGUAGGAGUCUGGGAAAAUCCUAGUCGAGCCUCGUGGAAUAGUUGGGACUCCAACUUGUCCAAGCUCCAAGUUGACAACGGUGACCAAACCAUGACAGUCCAACCAAAGAACGCAUCCACAUAUAGUAAUAGUUCAUCAUAUCUCCAAGAUAACGGUACGACAUGAACACCGCUAUAAUCAGUAGGCCACAGCAGUCACCACUAUUUCUCGACUUAUAAAGUGACCUAGCGAUUAUAUAGCAUGACUCGGAUAUCCACUAAUCUAUCUGUCCUCUUCAAGUUCUCUUUAACGUGGUGCUCAUUAUGGCAUUGCACUAUUUUCCAGAGGCUUUCACGUUCAAUGGGACUCCCGGUGAAAGUUCACUACGUGACAGAGAACAAGCACUCCCAGAAUCCCUUUGUUACACAUCCUCCAUAACGAAAGUACUCUGUUUUGUUGCAAUAGGCUGCUCCGAUCUUGAAGACCAUUGGGAGUCGCUGCAAUCCGAUGAAGCAUUCGAGAAGGUGAGGGGCAGCCAGUGCUCUAUCCUGUCCAGCACUAUCUCCGCAGCGAGCCUGCUUCUCGCGACAAGUGGUAUUUUCGUAACCACUGGCUCUCCCGUGUCAUAUCUUGCAUAUAAUUCACCUGCGACCUAUUUCCUGCUCUUUAUGUCACUCAUGAUGGCAAUGAUUGCGAUGCUCACAUCUGGCUUGAACAUGAUCCGCUGGCUACAAGCCGAUCGGCAGUGGACUCGAGAACAACUCAUGCCAGGCGGUUACUUCCUCCUGUCCUACCUGUUAUCGAUCGUUAUGCCCAUACUAUUUGUUGGCUUGUCCCUGAAUUGCUUCAUAUUUGCGAUGUUGGUAGCAGGCUUCUACUCCCAGAACACGGUCUGCUGCAUCCUCACCGCAGUCUGGCUGGUCAUAUACGUCGUCAGCAUUGGAACAAUAUUGAUGGAGUUUGCGUGGAAGUAUGCGAAAUGCCUCAAAUCUCGAUGAUCCAGAUACCGUCAGGAGUUUCCACUUUGUUUUCAUUUGCUUUGUUACGGCGUUUGACUACGUAUUGUUUUGAAAGUUAGUGUUCUAUGUCGUGAAAUAUGCCAUGUAUCCACUGCUAUAGCUACCAUCUAUAUGUACAUAUGUAUUAGGUUCUGUCGUUUUGCGAAUAUCUACAGGAU
Molecule: messenger RNA, 1314 nt
Organism: Suillus clintonianus
Lineage: Eukaryota; Fungi; Basidiomycota; Agaricomycetes; Boletales; Suillaceae
Exons: 5
Coding region: 461-1135 (224 amino acids)
Source: RefSeq, a predicted model, not a curated record